This is a messenger RNA of Seriola dumerili (greater amberjack), 3734 nucleotides long. It is a transcript of the gene trim46b, whose product is annotated as tripartite motif-containing protein 46-like. NCBI's taxonomy places the organism in Eukaryota, Metazoa, Chordata, Actinopteri, Carangiformes, Carangidae. Gene Ontology annotation, molecular function: zinc ion binding; protein binding. The coding region runs from base 36 to 2477 and encodes 813 amino acids. The record is from RefSeq and is a predicted model, not a curated record. The transcript has 12 exons.
GCCUAUGGCCUAGAUACGUCGCGAUUAAUAUCCAGAUGAUGAAAAGAGGAGGUAGCUAUUUUCUUAAAAUGGCAGAGAUGGAUUUAAAAACAGCCACAUCAACGAUGGAAGCUUUGGUUCGUAUCAGUUCUAACAUGAAGAGCCUGGAGCAUGAGCUGCACUGCCAUGUGUGUAAGGACAUAGUCAAGCAGCCCGUGGUCCUGCCAUGCCAGCACAGCGUCUGCCUCAUGUGUGCCUCGGAGGUCUUAGUGGCAAAUGGAUACCCACCUCCAGAGCUUCCCCCAGAGCCCAACUCUCCAGCCUCCACACCCAAUACCCGCUCACCCCGCCAGGCACGCAGGCCUGUUCCUAAAGCUGAGCAGAGGCCCAUUGACCGUGUGCUGCGAUCAGGUCCCCAUCCGCCUUCUCCAUCCAUGCCUCGGUCUCCGGGAUAUGGGACGUAUCCAGGGCGACGCCGGAAGGAGGGCCCACCGCUGGUGAUGAUGUUCCCCUGUGUCCCCUGUGGCCGAGAUGUGGAGAUGGGAGAGAAGGGUCUGACUGACUGUCUGCGCAAUCUCACUUUGGAGCGUAUAGUGGAGAGGUACAGACACACAGUGAGUCUGGGCAGUGUGGCUGUUAUGUGCCAGUUUUGUAAGCCUCCUCAGGCUCUGGAGGCCACCAAGGGCUGCGCUGACUGCAGGGCCAAUUUCUGUAAUGAGUGUUUCAAGCUGUAUCAUCCAUGGGGGACGCCACGGGCACAACAUGAACAUAUUCUACCUACACUCAACUUCAGACCAAAGGUUCUGACUUGUCCAGAGCAUGACCAGGAGAAACUGCAGUUCUACUGUAGGUCCUGUCAGCGGCUGCUCUGCCCGCUCUGCAAACUGCGCCGCAUCCACACCGGACACAAAAUCCUCCCAGUGGCCCAGGCAUACCAAGCCCUGAAGGAGAAGAUUACAAAGGAGAUGAACUACAUUCUGUCCAACCAGGACACAGUUCUGGCUCAGAUUACCCAGCUGGAGAGCGCCAUCACUCAGACCGAGGUAAACAGUGUGUCGGCCAGAGAGCAGCUGGCUCAGAGCAUCAGAGAUUUGACUGCGGCGCUGGCCGAGCGCCACGCUUCCCUCACCCAGGCUCUGGAGGUGGCACGGCAGAAACGAGGCGAGGCGUUGGCUGCACAAGUGGCAGAGAGACGGGGAUUGAUGGAACAUGCAGGGCUCAUGGCGUUUACCCAGGAACUGCUGAAGGAAACCGACCAGCCCUGCUUUGUGCAGGCUUCUCGCCAGACUCAUAACAGGUUGAGUAAAGCAAUUGAGAAUCUCCAGCAUUUCACUCUGGCUGCUGAUCCAUCCUUCAGACACUUCCAGCUGGACGUCUCCAAAGAACUCAAACUCCUGACAGAAUUGAACUUCAUCCAGGCCCCCUUCGCUCCAGUGAUUGACACCCAGCGUACCCUGGCCUAUGACCAGCUCUUUCUGUGCUGGCGACUGCCCCAAGACUCCGCACCCGCCUGGCACUUCUCUGUCGAGUAUCGCCGUCGGGGUGUGGUACCGGGAGGAGCGUCCCGAGGCGGGCUCAGAGGAGGACUGGCCGCCGCCCGCUGGGGCUGGCAGCGAUUGGAUGAAGUGAGUGGGACCAGCGCCGUGAUUGACAGGUUGGAGAUGGACAGCGUGUACGUGCUGCGGGUGAGAGGCUGCAACAAGGCAGGCUACGGGGAGUACAGUGAGGAGGUGUACCUGCACACCCCACCUGCGCCAGUGCUCAACUUCUACCUGGACUCUCGCUGGGGUCUCCAUGCCGACCGGCUGGUGGUCAGUAAAGAGCAGCGCUGUGCUCGUAGCGUCCCUGGUCUCUCUCUGCUGCAGGCCGCUGACCACGCCCUCACUUCCUGUCACCUGACCUCGGACCUCCUGGUCGGGGAUGUAGCUAUUACACAGGGACGUCACUACUGGGCAUGCUCAGUGGAGCCUGGGUCUUACUUAGUGAAGGUUGGCGUUGGUCUGGAAUCUAAACUGCAGGAGUGGUUUCACCUUCCACAAGACAUGGCCAGUCCACGCUACGACCCAGACAGCGGUCAUGACAGUGGAGCAGAAGAUGCCUUGGACUCUGCUCCGCCUUUCUGCUUCCUCACUAUGGGAAUGGGUAAAAUCUACCUGCCCCAGCACAGCAACCACCACCACAGUAGCCAUGGGAACCGAGACCCCAUCGCCAACAGCAACGGCCCCUCCUCGCCCACAGGCGUCACCUACCCGCUGCCGCCCCGGCUCGGUGUGUGCCUUGACUUUGAGAAGGGCCGUGUCACUUUCUACGAUGCCCACUCUCUGCGACCUAUGUGGGAGGGUCAUGUAGAUUGCUCUGGCCCCGUGUGUCCGGCCUUCUGCUUCAUUGGUGGAGGGGCCCUGCAGCUCCAGGAGCUGGUAGCCAAUCGGAACGCGGAUCAGACUCCGGUCAGAAGGGUAACCAUCCAACCCCGUGUCUCCAAUUUAAAUAACAAUUGAUGCCUGAUCUGAGGUUAUAUGGUAAUUUGGAAUGUAAUUGGUAAUUGUGAAGUAUUUACUCAGCUAGAGCAAAAAGUUAGACAUCUCAGCGAUUUUGUUUUUGUAUUUAAUUUUCUUUGUAUGAGAAAAUGUUUCUAUAGCAACAAAUAUGCAAUGUAAUUAAGUUUCUUACAUUUUUGUUAUAUGCAGUUUUGCAAGAAGUAUUGCUUAAGUGGUGUCUGGUAUAUCCAGCACUUAAUAUGUAAUUAUACCUUUGAUGCUUGCACUUGUAGCCAGGCUAUAUUGCAUACAUUUAUAAAACUAAUGUAGAUACAGCACCACACAAUGCUGUCUUUCCUGUAGAAGCUUUUACUCAUUUCAUGCCCAUAAUACUUAAAGCUUAACAUAUAUUUUGAUUUAGAAAUAUGAUCAUUAUGUGAGUAAAAAAAGGUCGCAAAUAUUUUAUUGCUCUGUAACUUGUGUUUAACCACACAGUUGAGGGCAUUUCUUUGCCGUUGGUGAAAACUUUCCAGUCCUUCACCCAUUAUGAUCCCAACCAAAGUUAUUGUUUUUCUGGGAUGUAAAUGUGGUAAAUUAGAGGUAGAGAGGAACAAUGAGGCAAUACUGUAAUUAGAAGCUCCAAUUAUACCUCUGCUGCACAGCUAAUCACUAGUUUCCACAGUUCUGUUUAUGCAUUGCUGUUUUGUAUUUCAGAUACGAGUCUGAUGUCUGUGUGUUUGUGUGUGCUUGUGUGUGUGCUUGUGUGUGUGCGUGUGUGUGCGCUUUUGUGUGUUUACUUCACUAUGUGCAUGGGUGCGUGUGCGGUUUGACUGAUAACAGCGUUGAUUCAUUGGCUGACGAUGAAAAGUUGUUUUCUCGCAAACAGUUCUUUUGAUUUUUUUUUUUUUAACCUUGCUUGAUUGUAAGUUAAUGAGCAGCGCUUCUUGUGCAACGAUUAGCAGAUUAAAUCCAUGUAAACUUCACCUGCUGGCAGAUUGUUUGCAAAAGAAAAAUGGAUUACAGAAAUAAACACUGAAUAAAUACAAAUUGUUUAAAUUACGACAACACCUUAUGUUUCCCUUUGUUGUUGUUUCUGUUUAGUUAGAAUUCAAUCUGCUUCAUGUGGAUUUCUAACCAUUCCCACUUCACCGUGAGGGUGAAUCAUCACUGUUGUUUCACCACAAGGGGGCAGCAAGACAUAGCAGAACAGCAGAGGCAUCUCCAACCUCUUUUUAACACACUGCAGCUAUUGUAAUGAUUUUAUUUGGAAAGAUGAAU